Molecule: messenger RNA, 957 nt
Organism: Thyridium curvatum
Lineage: Eukaryota; Fungi; Ascomycota; Sordariomycetes; Thyridiales; Thyridiaceae
Exons: 2
Coding region: 1-957 (318 amino acids)
Biological process (GO): endocytic recycling; Golgi vesicle transport; retrograde transport, endosome to Golgi
Cellular component (GO): membrane; GARP complex; EARP complex
Source: RefSeq, a predicted model, not a curated record
AUGUCUACUAUCGCCUCCCCGCGAGACCACUCGGUGCCGGGCCACCCGCGCCGCGUCCCCUCUUCGCAAAACAUCCUCACGACACCGACGUCCUCCACCCGGCCCAGCCUCGACACUCCGCGCGGCUCACCCAACCCCAACAGUGCGUCCUCCUCUGCACCUCCUCCGGUCGCGGGCCAGCAGCAGCAGCAGCAGCAGCAGCAGCGCCGCAACCGCGCCGCGCUGCGCGAGUACUACAACCUCAAGAAGGCGGCGAACCCCGACACGCCGACGGUCGAGAUCACAGAGGACGCGCUGGGCAUCAGCAUCGGCCUCGGCGGCGGCGGCGGCGGCGGCGGCGAUGGGGGCCCCCGGUCCGCGGGCCUGGCCCCGGCGUCCGAGAUGGACCGGCCGGACUUUGACGCCGAGGGGUACGUGAAGCGCGCGCUCGAGGGCUGCGGGCUCGAGGAGCUGCUGCGGCGGUACGCGCGCGUGCUGGGCGAGAUCCGGGCGCUCGACGCCGAGAAGAAGGCGCUCGUGUACGACAACUACAGCAAGCUGAUCGCGGCGACCGAGACGAUCAAGAAGCGAAAACUCGUACGCCAGAUGAGGGAGAACAUGGACCCCCUGAACCCCAUGGCCUCGACGCUCGACCCGGCGAUAGCGCAGAUCUACAGCCAGGCGUCGUCCAUCAGGGAAGAGCUGCGCAGGGCGGUGCCGCCGCCCGACGACGACGACGACGAGCAGGCGGCGCGGCGCAAGAGGACGCGGGAGCUGGCGGUGCAGGUGCUCGCCGCGCCCGAGAGGAUACGGAAGCUCGUGCGGGAGGGGCGGGAGGACGAGGCGCGGGAGGCGUGGGCGAUGCCGCGGAGGCUGCUGGAGACGUGGAGGGAGAAGGGCCUCGGCGGGGCGGAUGUAGAGGCCUGCCUGCGGGAAGGAGAUGCAGCACUGAGAGGAGAGGAUUCUGCUACGAGUUGA